AUGGACAAUAACCUGAGACGGAAAGAUACAACCAAGGGCCCUCCGCUGCGCAUCUUGUCUUUGGAUGGUGGUGGAGUUCGCGGAUACUCCAUGCUCCUAAUCCUUCAAGAGUUGAUGCACAGGUUAUACGUCGAAUCCGAAGGAAAACCUCCUAGCAGAGAUGCAACCCCGAAACCAUGCGACUACUUCGACUUGAUUGGUGGCACUGGGACCGGUGGCCUCAUCGCUAUCAUGCUGGGGCGAUUGCGCCUGGAUCUCGAGACUUGCAUGGAUGUCUAUGUUAAGAUGACGAGAAGAGUGUUCGAAACCGAUAAAACCUUUGCUGGCAUUCCCUAUAAGCACACUCUGUUCAAGGCUUCGAAACUCGAGGAAGCCAUCCGGGAAUGUGUCUCUGCGCACACCAUCUACGAAGACGAGGGAUACGAUGGCAGAGGCCGAGAAUUCCAAGAUUUGACCAGUCCAAUCAGUGCUACCAGCUCUGUAGCAGUCCGCCGAUCGAUGAGUAUUAGAAGUACAAAUUCGGUCUCAAGCCCCGCCACUCUCCGGAAUUCCAUUAUCUCGCCCAAUUUUCCCGGGUUCGGGAAUCCUAACGCCACCCUCUACGACGGACGCGAAAACCGAACCAAGACGGCCGUGACAGCCGUCUAUAGGGGCACCAAUCCCCGAACUGGUUCAUCGAUUCUUUUGCGAAGUUACGAUUCGAGGAGAGAGCCCGCACCCGAGUUUAAUUGCACCAUCUGGCAAGCCGGUCGAGCAACAUGUGCCACUCAACUCGCAUUCAAGCCAAUCCAGAUUGGCCAAACCGUCUUCAGCGACGAAGGUGCAGGAAAGUACAAUCCAGUCGCUCAGAUCCUGGAGGAAGCAGGGAAUGAAUGGCCAGCACGCGAAGUCGGUGUUUUCAUCAGCGUUGGCACGGGCAAGCGUCCAGCCAAUUCCUCCAUUCCUGACCAUGAAUGGUGGGAGGGCUUCCUCGGAGGCUCUGUGGGCACCUUUGCGGAAGGUCGAAGGAAACUCAUCCAAAAAAUCGAGGACUGCGAAACGGAGCACCAACGGAUGCUCAAAACCGAGCUGACAAGACGUGGUGUGCCAGCCGAGAACUACUUUCGACUAAAUGUCGACACAGGUCUCGCAAAUCAAGUUGGGACAAAUGAAUGGGCUGCCCUCAACGUUGUUACCACCAACACCAGAAAAUACCUACAAAAAGCCGAUGUUCAGGAAAUGCUGAAAGAAGGGGCUCUUAAAAUGGCCAGAAUCGAACUCAUGAAGAGACGACAAGAUCGCCGUGCGAUAGCAGAGAGCCACAGUCGUGACUCCAGCUGGGGAUAUCGCGAGUCCGAGAGUCUAAACGUGCCCGCAUCCCCCUUGGCCCCUGUACAUCCAGGGGCUGUCGAACUUCCCGCCGAGGACAACAGUCAACUCACUCCCACUUCGAGACAGAGAAUUCCCGGAAAUCCACCCUAUCCGUUCGAGGGCACGGCAGCAAUCCAAGAUAAAUUCUCCGUCGUUUCGAGCGAGUCAAAUUCAUCCAGAGUGUCCAGCAACAAUCUCCCAUACCGAUUUGGAGAUGCCGACAAGUUCACGUAUCAGCCGCCCUCGAACUCAGCGUACAAUCCUGCCGAACCACCACCCCGACCUCCAAAGACGCCCAUAAACGAACCUGCCCAGAUGCGUCCUGCGCUGCGGCCCUCACCAGGCAGAACGAAUGGUGCCCAACAACAAAGGCCUCCAUAUCCUGAUUAUGACGAACUUCCUCCGCCACCACUCGUUUCCAAAUUGAGAAAGCCAGAAUUUAUUCCGCGGUCAGCGUGA
Molecule: messenger RNA, 1809 nt
Organism: Exophiala aquamarina CBS 119918
Lineage: Eukaryota; Fungi; Ascomycota; Eurotiomycetes; Chaetothyriales; Herpotrichiellaceae
Exons: 5
Coding region: 1-1809 (602 amino acids)
Biological process (GO): arachidonate metabolic process
Cellular component (GO): membrane
Source: RefSeq, a predicted model, not a curated record